AAAAACCCAUAAAUCAAAAAUCGUUACCCACAUUUCUUUCAUUCUAUCCUAAUAUUCAUCACUCAACCUUAGCUCACAAAACCAAAAAAGAAAAAAACAGAGAGCUUAGGCGGAGAAGAAGAGGAAGCAGGAACCAAACAACAACAAUGGCUGUCUCAACAAUCUACUCAACACAAGCUCUCAACUCAACUCAUUUCUUAACCUCUUCUCCAUCUUCUUCCUCCUCGAAACAAGUCUUCUUCUACCGUCGUCAAUCCCAAACCAACCGUAGAUUCAACACAAUCAUCACUUGCGCCGCACAACAAACCAUCGUGAUCGGACUCGCCGCCGACUCCGGAUGCGGCAAAAGCACCUUCAUGCGGAGGCUCACAAGCGUCUUCGGCGGCGCCGCCGAGCCACCGAAAGGCGGGAACCCCGAUUCCAACACACUCAUCAGUGACACGACCACUGUGAUCUGUCUCGACGACUACCAUUCCUUGGACAGGACUGGUCGCAAAGAGAAAGGAGUCACUGCUUUGGACCCACGCGCCAAUGACUUUGAUCUUAUGUAUGAGCAAGUCAAAGCUCUCAAGAGUGGUGUCGCCGUCGAGAAACCGAUUUAUAAUCACGUCACUGGACUUCUUGAUGCGCCUGAGCUUAUUCAGCCUCCCAAGAUUCUCGUCAUCGAAGGUCUUCACCCAAUGUUUGAUGAGAGAGUAAGAGACUUGUUGGACUUCAGUAUCUACUUAGACAUUAGCAAUGAGGUCAAAUUCGCUUGGAAAAUACAGAGGGACAUGGCUGAAAGAGGUCACAGUUUAGAGAGCAUCAAAGCAAGUAUCGAAGCCCGAAAGCCGGACUUCGAUGCAUUCAUUGACCCGCAAAAGCAGUAUGCAGAUGCAGUCAUAGAAGUGCUUCCUACACAGCUGAUUCCUGACGACAAUGAAGGCAAAGUGUUGAGAGUGAGAUUGAUAAUGAAGGAAGGUGUUAAAUACUUUAGCCCUGUUUACUUGUUCGAUGAAGGUUCGACCAUCUCGUGGAUCCCUUGCGGUCGCAAACUCACCUGCUCGUACCCUGGCAUUAAGUUCAACUACGAACCUGAUUCCUACUUCGACCAUGAGGUUUCGGUUUUGGAGAUGGAUGGGCAAUUCGAUAGACUGGACGAGCUGAUUUACGUGGAGAGUCAUCUGAGCAACCUCUCGACCAAAUUUUACGGUGAAGUGACUCAACAAAUGCUCAAGCAUGCUGAUUUCCCUGGUAGCAACAACGGGACUGGUCUUUUCCAGACCAUUGUUGGAUUGAAGAUCAGAGAUCUCUAUGAGCAGCUCAUUGCAAGCAAAGCCACUACUCGUGCAGAAGCUGCUAAAGCCUAAAAGACAACAAUGCAAAAUAGAUACCCGUCGAUAUAUCCAUUCGCAGUUUCUUUCUUUCUUUCUUUGGCUUUAUGUGUUUGUUUACCCGCGGAUUUUCAUAAAGGACGGUCUUGCUUGUUUGUAAUUUGUGUGGAGAUUAAAAAAAAAAAAGCCUGUAAUGUAGAGAAGGUAAUAGCAGAGCAAUAACAAUUCAGUUCAUACAA
Molecule: messenger RNA, 1552 nt
Organism: Eutrema salsugineum
Lineage: Eukaryota; Viridiplantae; Streptophyta; Magnoliopsida; Brassicales; Brassicaceae
Product: phosphoribulokinase, chloroplastic
Exons: 5
Coding region: 147-1349 (400 amino acids)
Biological process (GO): carbohydrate metabolic process
Cellular component (GO): cytoplasm; chloroplast
Molecular function (GO): phosphoribulokinase activity; ATP binding
Source: RefSeq, a predicted model, not a curated record